GUAAUAAGUAAAGCCAUAAUUUUCGCAUAUUUUAUUAUCAUCGUUUAAUUAAUUUCAAAAGGGAUACAAUUUAAUUUAAAUCAACGGGAGUAACAAACUGAAGGCGUUUUAUUUGAUUCUUCUGUCGAUAACAACGCUGUUAUUCGAUAGUAUGAAAUACCCGGAAGUAAACCAUCACCGAACAAAAUAAAGUUUUAGGACGCCCAUUUCUUAUUUCAAUGUAUUGACACUCAACGAAACAUUGCUUGUCAAAGUAAUUACCUUACUUAAUUCAAUUUGCUCUACAUUCAACCAAGAAGUGUUGCAUUGGUUUGAGAGAGAUGAGUGGGUUUGGGGGAGAGUUUCCUCCUCCUAUCCCUCCCCGCUCGGCAUCUGUACGAGCUCAACAGCGGCCUUUAGAUGGUGAUGGAGCAGGACAGUUACCUAACCGACAGUCAUUCCCUCGGGGCCAGUCUUCUGUGUAUGUAUCCAGGCCGAAUACCAUCAACUUCAAUACAGGGGAUCCUGCAUUGAUUUCUCUGUCACCACCAGGUGAUUGCGGUGAAACCCAGGGCCAGACAGCUGGUCAAAUGUCUGGCUUCCUCAGUGACCUGCAUGGGCUCGAUUUCUCAGCAACACCUCCUCCACCUUCUUCAAGCCCUGGAAAGGCCAAACCUGCUGACCCUGGGACUGGCUCAAAUAUCUAUCCAGAUAUCAGCCAUGCUUUUAGUGAGUUAAAAAGAGAUGGUUCUACUUUGCAACCUAUGGGAGGCUGGGGCGUACGGCCUGCCAUGCCGCAGCGUAACUCCAUGCCAUCCCCUUAUGGCUGGGACCACUCCCUCUCCCAGAUGGCAGCAGGGGGGCUGGGGACAGGGUCCACAUCCGUACCCACCACACCUAAUAACCCAUACCUCCAACAGCCACAGGGCUUCCAGAAUUUUGUAGGGUAUAACCUUGCUGGACAUACUGCACCUCAGAACAACCACUUCUACAGUGGCACUGUUAACAUGCCACCACCCUCGGCAGGCUUUCCAGUCCUGCAGCCACCGUCUUCUGGCAUACCAAACAUGCCGCCGACAUCAUUAAGUGCAUCAACUGGGACACAAUCUACUUCUGGUGGUGCAAAUUUGCAUCCAUCACUGAAACGGCCUGUAGUACCUACUGGCAUGACUCUUCCACCACAGGACCUUGCUGGAGCAGCAAAACCUGCCAGUAAUACUGAAUCACAAAAUGCAGAUGUGACACAAAAUGCUGAUGGAUUUAAUUUAGUGCCAAAUGUUGACUUUGAUGCCUGGGGGAAUGCUGAUGCUUUCUUUGAUCAGCAAGAACAAAUGGACUCUGGAAGAAAUAUAUCAGAUGCUUUUAUGAAAACCCACCGACGCAAUAACAGUGAUCUUAUACAGUUAGGAUUUGAAGGUGUAAUGACUUCAGAAGAGAAGGAGUAUUUUUCUCUUGAAUAUUUUGACCCGCUACAUAGGAAAGGUCGGACAGCAUCUAUUUCGUCCUCAAUGUCUUCCUCUAAUUACUUCUUUGCCAAGCCCCCAGAGGAUGCAGAACUUGUGAGCACGGAUCGAGACAAAUGGGUCACGUUCGAUGAGAGUGCCGCAUACGAUCGCAGUGAGGCAGAGGAUCUGGCUGAUACCAUGAUCACUGGUGCAGAGGUGUCGGCAAUACUGGAUAAAGGCACUGAGCCCAACGACUCAAUGGUAUCUCAUGAACGGUUGAGGAAGAAGUUAUACAUAGAUGAGGAAUCUGACUGCUUCUGCCAAAUGGUGGCUGAACUUAAGGAUGAGUUCAAGUCAACAGACCUGAAGACAAACCUAGGUUUUAUAGUGUCUCCACUGUGUGAUAAACAGCAGGAUCACAUGUCAGUGAAGAUUACAGUACACUCACAGUAUACGGAGGAACCUUUCUCCUUCACAAGUGAUGUACUUAGCCUGGUGGAGCAUGUGAUCAACCAUGUGUUACACAGCUGUCUCUCCACCUACCUCCCUAGUCACAUGACAGACACACUGAAAAGUGUAGACUUCAUCCUCAAAGUUAAUGGCCGUUCCGAAUAUUUACUCAACGAGUACCCCCUGUCCAAGUAUGGAUACACCCACGACUGCCUCAAGAUGGAUGAUGAUCUUAGUUUCCGAAUCAUGAGGCGACAGGAUGUCGCUCUCACAUUUUUGAGAACGAUUGAUGAUGACAACCAGCAGCUGUAUUUCCCCCAGGAUCAUGUCAGGGACACAGAAGUUACCAGAGAUGCCCUGGAGAUUCUCAUGGAGACAUUCUAUAAGGAAGCAGAGAAGAUCACAGACUCCGUCCUUAAAGAUGAAGUGGACGAGGUUCACUUCCAGUCACUGUCACAGUCAGUGAAGGCCGUGUGUAACAUCCUGUCUAAGAUCGAGACCAUCGACAUCAUGAAGGCACUCACCCGUGUAGAGUCGCUCAUUGGACAGAUGAAGGCGGGGCUUGGAAGGAAAUCAAGCACUCUGGAACACUCAGACGGGGGAUAUGGCACCAUACAGAGGAGCAGUAUGAAAGUGUCUCACAUCCCUCAGUUGGAGGAGGCCCUGGAGAGCCUUGUGAACGCUGUCAAGCAGCUCGUGCGUAUUUACUGUCAGGCCUUCCAUACUGAUUUCCACCUGGGCACCAGGAUUGACCAGCCAUGGGACCCUCAGGAUGUGACGGGUUCCAAUGAGUGUUUCAUUGUCCAGAUCUGCACUGUGCAUAGGAUACCGGUUGAUUGGAAAUCAAGGUUUGAUGAGUUCUUCAUAAGAUGCAGUCUUUACCACGGUACCGUCCAGCUGUGUCCGGAGGCCACCUCCACGAACGCCUCCAUCAACACUUCUGGCCUUGUGCCCUUUGUUGUCUGGGAUGAAUGGCUAACCUAUGACCUACAACUGUGUGUGUUGCCACGGGAGACGCGACUGUGUAUCACCCUGGUAGGGGUGAAGAACAUGCCUGCAUCCUCUGGCACCGAGUCUCACCGAGAGACCACACCCCUCGGGGGUAACACUAUACAGAUCUUCAACAAGAGAGGGUACAUGUUACAGGGGAGCCAGCUGGUCCCUUUACAGAUGAACUGCCCAGCUGACCCUGUGACCCCAUACUGCUCAACUCUUCAGAGGGAUUCCGCCCUGCUCCAGUUUAAUUUGCCAGACUUUGGGAAACUGAUUAUGUUCUCUGAGCCACUGAGGAUGGAUGAUGUAGAAAUGAAGAAAAAAACCUUCUCUGACUUGAAUCCUGAUCUUAAGGAACAGGUUAAAGAUAUAAUGAAGAAGGACUGUGUAACAUCAUGUACUGCUGACCAGUUGGAAAUUCUAUGGCUGUACCGGUACUACCUGCAUGACUACCCGGGGUUGUUACCGUGGAUACUGCAGGCUACGCGGGGCUGGGACUGGGCCCGCCUGCCAGAGAUAUAUGCCAUCCUCCAACACUGGGCCACGCUUCAACCCAUGCAGGCACUUGAGCUGCUCUUGCCACAGUACGCGGAUGUGCGUGUCCGUGCAUUUGCCGUUGACUGUCUGCGGAAGAUGCCCACCGAUGAUCUCAUUGACUUUAUUCCUCAGCUCAUACAGGCAUUGAAGUAUGAGAGCUACCACAGUUCCCCGCUGGCCAGACUUCUGCUGGAACAGUCUUGUCGCAGUGUGAGGUUCGCUCACCAGUUUUUCUGGUUAUUAAAGGGUGCUACCCAGGAUCGACUGUACAAACGGCGGUAUGAACUCAUGUUUGUGGCACUGAUCAGUGUGGCUGGAGAGGCCCUGUAUCAGGAGUUCAUGAAGCAGGAGGAGAUCGUUAAGGUCCUCACCACCACCGCAGAGAAGGUCCAGCAGGCUAAAGGGUCCGAUAAGGAGCCUUUACGGCCUCAUACUGUGCUUCGUAAGAACCUGGACAUGUUGUACGAGAUAUUUGAGAGGAUACACAAGGUUCUGCUGCCUCACAACCCGGGCUUCGAGGUCACAGGCAUUGACAUGAAUUCGUGUUCCUUCUUCACGUCCAACGCGCUGCCCCUGAAGCUUGUGUUCAAGAAUGCUACAGAGGCAAUGGGUCAGGUGUAUGCGAUGUUCAAGGCCGGGGAUGACCUACGCCAGGACAUGAUGACCAUGCAGAUUAUCCGCAUAAUGGACCGACUCUGGCUGAAGGAAGGCCUCGACCUGAAGAUGAUCACAUUCAGCUGUCUCCCCACCGGACCCAAGAGAGGGUUUAUUGAGAUAAUCACAGAAUCUGAGACAUUACGGAAGAUCCAGGUGUCAUCUGGCGUGACAGGCUCUUUUAAGGACCGACCAAUCAAAGACUGGCUCCAGAGACACAACCCUACAGAGCUUGACUAUCAGAAAGCUGUAGAGAACUUCACAUGUUCGUGUGCCGGCUACUGUGUGGCUACGUAUGUACUGGGAGUGUGUGAUCGCCAUAACGACAACAUCAUGGUGAAACAGACCGGACACCUCUUCCAUAUCGACUUUAACAAGAUUCUUGGGGAUGCUCAGAUGUUUGGGAACAUAAAGAGGGAUCGUGUGAAGUUUGUGUUGACUUCUGACAUGGCAUACGUGAUCAACGACGGUGACCGACAGAGUGACCGAUUCCAGCACUUCAUAGACAUGUGUGUCCAGGCCUUUAACAUCCUUCGCAAAAAUGCUAAUCUCUUCAUCAACCUUCUCUCUCUGAUGUUGAGAUCAGGGAUCCCUGGGAUCACAGAGAAGGGUGUUGAAUUUAUCCAGCAGGCCCUCCUGCCCGGCCUCACAGAUACACAAGCUACAGCUCUCUUUACAAGGUUGAUUCAGGAGAGCCUGAGCUCCAAGUCUACGCAGAUCAACUUCUUCAUCCACAACCUUGCCCAGAUGAAGUUCUCCAGCCACAGUGAAGGGGCUCUUCUCUCGUUUGUACCCAAGGUUUAUAGUCAACAGUCUGAUGGUCGUAUACGAGGUGUAGAGGUGUUCGGAAUUCAAAAGAGAUACCAGCCUGAAAAACACUAUAUCUACACACUGAAGGUAGAGAGGGAGAAUCAGCGUGUUCCCACAUACAUAUUCAGGAUAUUCUCCGAGUUUGUUGAGUUUAGGAGCAAGUUGGCUGCCCUGUUUCCACUGAUCAACUGGCCUCCUCUUCAGGGCAGACCCAGAUCAGUGCCAGCAAUCAGCAAUGUUAGAAAAUGGGUGUUACUGGGGCGGAGUCAUGUGAAGGCAGUGGCAGAGAACAGGCGGGCUGAGAUUGAGAAAUUUCUGCAAGAACUCAUGUCUGCAAAACCCGAAAUUGCACAUUGUGAGCUGGUGUACACAUUCUUCCACCCACUGUUACGAGAUGAACAGGAGGCACAGAGGGAAAGGCUCACCCUCCCAAAACUGAAAGAGCCGAAGGAGCCCAAGGAGAACCCAGUGCUUGUCCAGUCCAAGGAUGGGCAGGUGAAACUCUCCCUGGAGUAUGUCAAAGGCACCCUUCACGUCAUGGUCAUGCAUGCCAAGGAUCUGCCCACCCUGGGUUCAGACCUUCCAAGCCCAUAUGUAAAAAUUUACCUCCUGCCUGACCCAGAGAAGCAGACAAAGCGGAAAACGAAGGUCAUCAAGGACACUACACAUCCCACGUACAAUGAAUUGAUUGAAUAUCGGCUUCCACUAGAGACAGUACGGCAUAAGUUGCUGCAAGCUACCAUCUGGGACAAUGGCAUGCUUAAGGAGAACAGCCUGCUGGGGGCGGUGUAUGUACGUCUUGGUGAACUUGACCUGUCCACCACCGUCACAAAGUGGUACCAUCUCGACAAGAUACAAAUGACAGAUGCAUAGAUGGAACACCCUGUUUGGUACUUUGUACGUACGCUGGGCUGACUAACACAAGAGAGUGGCACUGCAAGGAACUUGACAGAGACAGCUUCCUGGCCAAUAUACAGAACAGUCUGUUAGGUGCUGUACGACCUUGACCUUUCCCUCACCGGUAAACAGCAGUUGUGUUUUAGAUCAAGACACACAUAUGUGUAGAUGUGGCGCAAUAUACAUGUUGCCAACAUGAAGAUAGCUUCGCCUUCUUCUUUGUCCAAGGAUGUUUGUUAGAGGUUUUGAAGAGUACGGAUUGGAUUAUUAAACAGUGUCAUGUACAACUUACAAUUUGUAAUGCCCUUCAUAAUAAGAAGAAUAAAUGAUCGAUAGCUGGUCACCAGUGAUUUAACAAAUAUCAGAAUUUGGUCUUCAUUAUCAGGCUUUAAACUGCUGUAAAAAGGUUGUAAAAGUUAUAAUAACAUGGGGCUGUAAAAUGUGAUUUCGUGAGAAACAAAUUACCUAUCACAAACCUAUUACCUACUGCAGUAUCUUCUGUAUGAAUAAUGACUUGCAUAACUUCAGGAAAAUCCCUUUCUCAUGAUGUUUAUGUUUUCCUGGCAAUUUUGUAAUUAUAUGUCAGAUUAAUCCUCUUAAGUUAAAUAUAUACUGAUGAAUGAUAACAGUUUGUACUGUAAACUUGUAUAUUUUGCAUGGACAGAGGGUAAAAAUAAAUGGAAGGCAAUGACCAUACAUUUAAAUUUAUUAGCCAGUAUUUCCAAAAUUUAAGACACAAAGUAUCCUUUUUAUUAGGGAUGGCAACGAGUAGUAAAAUUAAUACUCGAGUACUCGGACAAUCGUUCGAUCGAGUACUCUGGUACUCGAUUACUCGGAAAAAUUGAAUAUGUGUUCGCAACUUUAGACAAGAUUGUGUAUACAUGUAUUGUUAAUGACGUAUGUUGUGCGUUGGUCGUAUUAUUGGUCAUUUUCACCUUUGAAGUAAACUUUCAUUACGUAUUUUAACAAAAAAAUGAUAUAAAAAGAACACAAAUGUUGUUUCAGGCUUUUAAUUUGUCUUAUUCGUUUCAUUUUAUACAAGUAUGCACUGCAGAAAUGAACAACAAUCAGAAUUACAAUGAACGAAAUUCAGUACGAAGUUCAGUUGUUUACUCUACAUAUUAUUAUUUUUUAAAUGAUAGUUUUUCGUACUGUGUAAUUGUUGUUUACCUCAUUAAUAUUCAUAAUUCUUGAUUUAAAAUAUCAACCAAUCAAUUGUGAUAAUCAUUACAAAAAUAGUUAAAAUACGCCCAUUAAGAAAUCAAUUCUCGUAACGGUCGAAUACUCUUUCGCUCGUUAGCGUCCAUUGUUUGGUGAAAGGUCUGUACUUGAUAUACAUUUAGAAUUGUGUAGGUGAAAGUACCGCUAUCAAAACUUCGCUAAUUGACAUCAGUGCUAAUUUGAAAUAGGGGUCCUUUGUUGACAGUUUGCAACUAUCACAACAACUGUCAACUAAUUGUUUGAGGUCAAUUGUGUACACAGCGGGGAUUAGAGGGACCGUAAAUUGUCCUCUUGGCAACCAACCAGAUCUGAUAUUUUGUCUGUAAAUCGUGUAUUUGGUAAUUUUUAUAGAUUGUUUUAUUAUAUUUUUUCCGAGUACUCGAGUAGUGAUUUGGUACUUGAGUACUCGGACGUUCGAUCGAGUACUCGGGUACUCGUUGCCAUCCCUACUUUUUAUCAUUGACAAACGUUUACUUUUAAUGCAUUGUGUAUUGCUCAUGAAAGAAUUUCAUAUAACACUUACUAGCCAGUCUUAUAUGUAUGAAUAAUAAUAUUUAAGAUUAGUUACAAAUGGGUUUGGACAGAGUCAGGUAACCCAGAGCAACAUUUGCGCUCCGAUUCUGAGUGCAAACAGUGAACAUUUCAGUCGAUCAGAAUUGUUUUGCUGUUCUCUAUUCAUAGAUUCGCUGGGAGUCAGCAAACUGUGCUGAUAGUCUAUUGCCAAUGAAAAAGAGUCUAAUAAACAAAAUUUAAUUACUUUGAAUAUGAAAACUUUUGAUUUUAUCCUGUCAACAAAAACAAGAUGGACACAAGCAGCACGAAAAAAUUUCGUUCAUAUAGAUUCUCUCCAUCAGAAGUCAGCAAUGACAAACAUUCUUCCAUUUAUGUAAUAGGUGUUUUGAUUGGUUGAUGAAGAUAUUAGAAAAUGAACUAUUGAUAGUUUUGCACUAGAUUUUACAGCGUUUGAAUCAGAGGUUAGAUAUUGUCAAACCACAGAUGAAUAAGAAUGGUGUUGUUGUGACACAUUGUGAUAGCAUUUUUUGUUAUGUGCUUUCUGGUUAUGAAAGACUUUACACAAGCAACUGUAGUUGUCUCCUGAUUUCUCUUUAUAGAGUGCAAUAAUUGUGUGGGUUGUAUAAAGUAAAUAAUGUUCAUCUUUUUGAGAAAGAUACCAGGCGCAUGUUUUUUACAUAUAUCAUUCUUUUUGUCCUAUCAUAACUAUCAUGUUAGCCUUGUUAGAUUUGUUUAUAAUAAAUUUAUCGCUGGUUUCGUUUUCUGAACUUCUCAUUGUUAAAUGUUGGCUUUAGAGGUGACCUUGCAUUUAGUCAAUGUCCAUGUAAGGGCUUGGCUCUUCGUACAUAGUGUGACUAUAAGGGUCUUUGAUCCAAGUGUUAUUGCCAUGUUUUGAUCAAUACCUUACUGUUCAUUCCUAUGUACUAAAGUGUGUGUUAUCUAAGAUAUUUAUUUCAAGUAGACAGAUAUGAAGAACUAGUAUGCCAGGUUUCUGAGAUCAAGUUAGCCCUUUUUGAAGGUUUGGUUGCCACAUUUGUUCUGCUCAAUUUCACCAGGAUAAUUUCACCCCCAAUUUAAAACACUGAAAACAUAAGUCUACGGUAACUGUUUGGAAAAAGAUCUUUGUAGCAAUUUUGGUGGAAAAUCCAGCUAAAAAUGGUGUCCACGAAAUGUUCUUUAGUGUUUGACAUCAUCUGACCUGUAUUUAUAUGACAGACGAUGUCUAAUAUUCAUUUUAAUAAAAAUGUUCCUUUACAAUUUGCCUAUUUUUAGUUUGAUGUAAAAUACUGAUAAAAUAAUCUGGUUUGUACUCACAUUCUAUGGUCCCUGGACUCACACUUAAGCUUUAAGACAGGCCCACCACGCUUUAACUUUGGGAUUUACACUUUGUGAAUAUUUCAUAAUACAUAAAGAAGGAUGGACUCAUUUUUCUAACAUUCAAGUACAGUGAUUAAAAUGAGAACCCUUAUGUUGUAUGAACAUCUUGAUGCAUUUAAUGAGAUAUAAAAAAUCGCUUUUAAUUUAGGCACAUAUUAUUGAACUGUGUUCAUUUGUUGGUGACAACUGCUUAGCUAUAGCACAAAAAACUGUUUAAUGUUAUUUUUUUGCUAUAAUGGUUUGGAUUAAUGUACAUGAAUAUUCAGGAUACAUAUUUCAUUUUAUAUGUUAAUGCUACUAUUCUAGUUUCUUUGUUAUAUGUUCCAUAUCCGAGAAUUCAUGUCUGUAUUAGGAAAUGAAAAUUGUAAGCUUGAAUACAUGAUAUAAUGAUAAACUGUACUGAGUCAUACUGAAUUGUUGUUUUGUGUUGCCUAGAAAUGUAUAUGAGAUUCUUGUGAACAUUUUAAUUUGAAUAUCUUUCGUUUAUAUUUAUCGUGAUGUAUCAUGUUAUUUUCACUGAAGUUUUUUUCUCUGCAGUUGAUAUAUCAAUUUUGGUAUUUUGGCUUCUCUUUAAGAUUUCUGUUCAAGUAGUUUGCCAUUCUGGAUUGAAAUGGUUUGAAAUAAUGUUAUUGAAAUGGUGUCACAAUGUUAUGUUUAUCACACAAUUUUCAACUUAAUGCUAUGAAAUUCACUUUUUAAGCAUACAAGAUACAUAUUUUUAGCUCUACUGGCCAAAGGCCAGAAGAGCUUAUGCGAUGUUAAUGUGUACGUAGUAUGUGCGUCCGUGCGUCUGUAAACAAUUGCUUGUGAACACGAUACAGUCUUCAGUUCAGUUUUGAUUGUAUCUCGAUGAAACUUGUACAGUAUCUAGAUAUCCAUUAGAGCUCGGUUCCUUUCGAAAACAGCCAGAUUCGCCCAUAAAUGCCUAGAUUAUGGGCCAUGAAAGUUUUAAAGAAAUGCUUUCUAUUUUUAGCCAGGUCUGCAUGAGCGAAUUCUAUUUUUAGCCAAGUUUACAUGUACAUGUAAAUUCAAGUCUAGAGUUAAGGGAGACAAUUUGCAAGUCUAGGAUUUUGAGAGACAAUUUGCUUUUUGCUUCUGCAGUUAAUUUUGUGAAUUACUCUGCCUUGUUCUUGUUGAAAGCCCAAAGGCCAUUUUUUAGCUUUAAGUUCUGUAGUUUGCGCAUUCAUCUUAACAAAAUUGGUUGUGAAUGUUUGAGUUAUGCACCUGGUGUCAUUACUGGCCACACCCAGGGUUCACAGGUUUGGUAAACAUAAAUCUGGAAAGGUUUGAAAAUCUUUUUGUGUGUUCGUGCAUCCAUCUCAGCACAAUUGAUUGUGAAUGUUUGUUCAAAUUGAUCAAUGUUGUCCUAGGAUGCCCUUGACUUUGACCUUUUGACCAACUUUUUUUAACUUUUAAAACUACAGAAAUUUUUACUAUGAGUACAGUUUUGAAAGCAUUUUUUUUUUGUCAGAUGACUUUUACUUGGCACAUAUUAAAAUAGUUCAUGCAACUAAUCUGCUUACAAUACUUUCUGGGCUCAGAUGUUGAACGUGCUACGUUUUCAGGUAACCCAAACACAAAACAUAAACUAAAUGUCUGUUGCCUUUUACCCAUACAUACAUGCUGUAGAUUGAUAUGACCACAAAAGCCAUGCCAGUAGAGCAUAGGCCCUUUUGGGCCUCUUGUUAUUGUAUCUCUAUGAAACUUGUACAGUCUUUAGAUAUCCAUUAGAGCUCGGUUCCUUUCGAAAACCAGCCAGAUCCGCCGAUGCAUGCCUAGAUUAUGGGCCUUGAAAGUAUAAAAAAAUCUGUGCGUCUGUAAACAAUUGCUUGUGAACAUGAUACAGUCUUCAGUUUUGAUUGUAUCUCGAUGAAACUUGUAUAGUAUUUAGAUAUCCAUUAAAGCUCAGUUCUUUUUGAAAACCAGCAUGAUACGCUCAUGCAUGCCUAGAUUAUGGGUCUUGAAAGUAUAAAAAAAUGCUAUUUUUACCUAAGUCUAUUUUUAGAUUUUUAGCCAAGUCUAUAUGAGCGAGGUCUAUUUUUAGCCCUCGGGUCAUUACUGGCCACACCCCUGGGUUCACAGGUUUGGUAUACUUAAAUUGGGAAAUGUUAAAAACUUUUGUCUGAAACAGCUAUGCAGAUCCUUGCUAUUUUGAACAAGUCUUAAUUUAGUGGUCCACUACCAUGGUUGUUCAAAUUAUGCCCCUUGGUUCAAAACUGGCACUGCCCCGGUGGGUCACAAGUUUCCUAGAGACUUAUUUAAGAAAUAUUUUCAAAAUCUUCUUGUUUCAAACCACAAGGCCCAUACCUUUGAUAUUUGUUCUGGAGCAUCAUAUGAUGACCGUCUAGCAAAACAUUUGAAAUUAUGCCCCUUGGGCAAAAGCUGGCCCCACCCCUUUUAACUUACUGUUUACUUUUUAAAGCUACAGCAAUGAAAUUUUGACCAUGUGUACAGUUUUGCAAAUGAGCAUCAAUGUUGUCCUCGGAUGUCCUUGACUUUGACCUUUUGACCAACUUUUUUAUUUUUAAAGCUACAGAAAUGAAAUUUUGACCACGAGUACAGUUUUGAAAGCAAAUGUUUUUGCCCUCUGAUUACCUUUACUUGGCACAUAUUAAAAUAGUUCAUGCAACUAAUCUGCUUACAACACUUUCUGUCCUCAAAUGUUGAACGUGCAGUGUUUUCAGCUAACCCAAACACAAAAAGUGAACUAUAUAUUUGUUGCCUAUUACUCAUACGUACAUGCUCUGGUUUGAAAAUGACCACAAGAGCCAUGCCAGUAGAGCAUAGGCCCUCUUGGGCCUCAUGUUUUUUAUUUCAGAGUGAGAUCAAAAUCUCACAGUCAAUUAUAUUUGUGCUGGUGUCUAUGCCAAAACUAUUGCUUUCUUUAAAAUAAAUCAUGAUCUUACACUUCAACAAAUCACCUGUAUGUAAUGAAAUGCAGUAUGUUAUAUUUGUUAAGAUCUUUUUAUUAAAUUUUAACUGUUAAUUAUAUGAUUAUGGUCAUGUAUUAGCAUACAAUGAUUGUGCUUUUUUUGUAUUUUUUAUUUCAUACCAGUACAUGAUGUAUUAAUUAUACCUUUUGUAUAUACAAUGCUAUUUAUUCAAAUGUAUAACAAAGGCUUUUUGUUAAUAUCAGUCUGUGAUAACUCUGAAUAAAACUAGAG
Molecule: messenger RNA, 12040 nt
Organism: Mya arenaria
Lineage: Eukaryota; Metazoa; Mollusca; Bivalvia; Myida; Myidae
Product: phosphatidylinositol 4-phosphate 3-kinase C2 domain-containing subunit beta-like
Exons: 39
Coding region: 321-5741 (1806 amino acids)
Biological process (GO): phosphatidylinositol-mediated signaling; phosphatidylinositol-3-phosphate biosynthetic process; phosphatidylinositol 3-kinase/protein kinase B signal transduction
Cellular component (GO): phosphatidylinositol 3-kinase complex; plasma membrane; cytoplasm
Molecular function (GO): 1-phosphatidylinositol-4-phosphate 3-kinase activity; phosphatidylinositol binding; 1-phosphatidylinositol-3-kinase activity
Source: RefSeq, a predicted model, not a curated record